Messenger RNA from Sitodiplosis mosellana (orange wheat blossom midge), 1342 nucleotides. RefSeq lists its product as uncharacterized. The transcript has 6 exons. The record is from RefSeq and is a predicted model, not a curated record. Bases 1 to 912 code for a protein of 303 amino acids. NCBI's taxonomy places the organism in Eukaryota, Metazoa, Arthropoda, Insecta, Diptera, Cecidomyiidae.
AUGGAUGCUGAAAUGGAUACUCCGAUGAGCCCAGACAACAAUAGCGAACCAGAGAAUGGUCUGUCUAGCGCUGUUUCGAACCGAAGUGGAUCUGCAAGGAGCCGCAGUGGUGGUUCUCGUUCUCGGUCUGGUUCACGUUCACGCAGUGGCAGUGCUGUUUCACUCAGAAGUGGUUCACCAGUGAAUCGCAAAAAGCGUGCCGUUCUUAGUGAUUCAGAAGAUAAAGGUGCCGUAUCACAGCAACUGAAGCGAGCCAAGAUUAUUGACUCUGAUAAUGAAGAUGAGGUGCCAGGUGGCGAAGGCGAUGGAAACGAACGAGUUGAAAAGCCAGAUGAUGGAGGAGAAAGUUCAGAUGAAGGUGUUAUGAGAGAUAAUGAUGGCCCAGGAGCGAAUGACGCGCCGCCAAACUUCAAUGAUUCAAGCCGAUCACGAGUUGAUUCAGCUAUAGACAUGGACGUGGAACAUUAUAUAAAGACGUACCACAUCGUAGGACCCAAGAAAAAAAAUGACGAACCCGAAUUACUAUCCACAUUGGAUUCUCCUACCCAUACAUCUACCACAAGCCAUAGUCCUGAACCUGGAACCAGUACAUCUUCGACCGAUUCGGUAAAACUAGAUAGAGAGAGAGUUGAGGCGCAAGUGAAAAUCAUUAUGGAAUUGGCAAAAAAACAACAUAACUUGAAAGAUAUUGGAACGGAUCGUGGCAAUCUGUCAAAGCAGAUCAAAACUUUUUUGGAUAUGAUUAAAACAGACGAAGUUUUUCUUAAUAGAAAAUUCCAAUCGCGUCAGAUAAUGAUUGAAAUUCGAAAUAAGUACAUAGAUAAACCAAGUAUGGAAGAUUUCGAAGAAGCCAAUCUUGGAAUAUUACAGACAAAUUUGGAUUCUAUUGUUAAUGCCAUAUUCGAAAAAUGAUUAACUAUUAGAACAGGGACUCCACAAUGCUUGUGAAAAUUGUGUUAGAAAUUUGCCAUCAAACAUUGUUUUAUUGUCUCGAAACGAUGUUCCGUAAUGUCUUAUUAUAAAAAAUGAUGGAUUUGUAUAGGGAUUUGAUUUAUUUAAAUUUACAUUACUUUACCUGAGAAUAAUUUUAAAUAGUCUGAAUAAAAAUUGGUUGAAGAAAUAAAUGUGAAUGGCAAACGGAUAAGAAAACACACAAAUUUUUUCCAUUUUCUCAUUCAACUCAUAUGAGUACAUUUUAUUUUUAUUGUUCAUUACAUUUUUCAAAAUCAACAUAAGGAACAUCUGACAGAAUGUGUUUUUUCAUUUUAUAGUUUUUCAUAAAUGAUUUUAAUUUUGAUGUUUUUUCACAAAUUUGCGAAAUUUUCGUUGUGAAAGCUUCCAU